CAUAUACAUAUACAUACACAUACACUUAUACAUAAAAAAAAAAGAUAUUAGAUAUUAGAGUAAUUUACAGAAAAAAAUGGCCGAAAGCGAGAAAAGUAUAAUUAAACAACCAGAUUGGCAUACAAAGUCAAUUGAAGAGGUUACAUACGAGUUUCAAACAUCUUUAGAUAAUGGUCUUUCAACAAAUGAAGUAACAACCAGACAUGUAUUAUAUGGCUUUAACGAAUUAUCAGCAAAUGGAAGACCAGCAUGGCUUAAAGUCAUGAUAGGUCAAUGUUUAGACGUUAUGAAUUGGAUUUUUAUUGCAUUAGCAGUUGCUUCUUAUUGUUUGGCAGAUUAUGUCACUGGAUCUUUGUUAUUAUUUAUUGCUAUUUCCAAUUUAUGUCUUGGCUUCUCUCAAGAGUAUGCUGCCGAGCAAACAUUAGCUGCGCUCAAGAAUCUUUCUUCUCCUUCAGCUCAAGUUAUUCGUGAUGGUACUGAACAAACUAUUUCUAGUCGUGAAAUAGUGCCUGGUGAUAUUUUACUUGUCAAAGAAGGUGAUUCUGUCGCUGCAGAUGCUCGUUUAGUUUAUACAUCAAACCUUGAAUGUGAUGAGGCUUUAUUAACUGGUGAAUCUGUUCCUGUUGCUAAGCAAUUGGUUGUUCUCGACAAACUUGAUGAGCCUUUAGGAGAUCGUAUCAAUAUGCUUUAUUCUUCAACCAUAGUCUCCAAGGGCAGAGGGAAAGCUAUUGUUACAUCAACUGGUAUGCAUACUGAAAUUGGUAAAAUAGCUUCAAAACUUAACGAUGCAAGCGACUCCGAUCGUACCCGUCUCCAAAAGAGUUUGGAUAAAAUGUAUGUUAUGUUACUUAUUACUGCUGUGAUUUGUGUCUUAAUCGUACUUGCCUCGGUCAAAUUUAAACCAGAUUAUGAUACUGGCAUGUAUGCCAUGACGGCAGCUCUCUCUGUCUUGCCAGCUGGUUUAACUACUGUCAUGACCCUCACUCUAGUAUUAGGUGGUAAAGAAAUGGCUCGUCAAAAGGCUAUUGUAAGAAAGUUAAAAUGUUUGGAAACAUUGGGAUCUGUAACGAAUAUCUUUUCUGAUAAGACGGGUACUUUAACUAUGGCUAAGAUGGUUGUUAUUCGUUUCUGGACACCUAUUCAAGGAUUCUUUUACGUUACUCCUCAUGGCCUUGCCCCUAAAGGGGAUAUCUAUUACACACAUGACGAAUUAUAUGAUAACGUGAAUGGGAACGUAAAUGCUGAGUAUGUAGACAAGAGGAGCCUCCCACUUAAUAUUGCUCAAUUAGUACGUUGUGCUGCCCUUUGUAAUAUGUCAAGUAUUUAUCCACGAGAAGAAAAAGCCAUUCAUAUUACUACGGAUGAGAAGAAAGUUCCCACGGAUAAUGAUAAUAAUAAUAAUAUCGAAGACACAGAAUCCGAUGAUUGGAUUGCAAGCGGAGCUCCUACUGAAGUCGCUUUACAAGUGUUCGCACAUAAAUUUGGGAUGGGGAAACCUAGUUUAUUUGAAAGUGGUUGGGAAUUAUUGGCUGAAUAUCAAUUUGAUUCUACUAUUAAACGUAUGACGACAAUUUGUUUAGACAAAAAUUCUGGCUUAGUUUUUGCUUUCACCAAGGGUGCUGCUGAACGUAUUAUCAAGCUUUGCUCUAGCAUAUCAACAGAGAAUGAACUUCAAACUGUAUUAGACAAAGUAGAUAGCUUGGCUGCAAAGGGCCUUCGUGUGAUGGCUAUGGCUUAUCGUAAACUUGAUCUUACUGCUGAUGUCUCAGCUGAAGAACUUCAACAAAAACCACGUGAUGAAAUCGAACAGGAUUUGAUUUUCUUGGGACUUACUGGUAUCUAUGAUCCUCCUAGAAAGGAAUCCAGACAGGCAGUCUGUGAGGCUCAUCGUGCUGGUAUCUCUGUUCAUAUGCUUACGGGUGAUCAUGAAAAGACAGCUACUGCUAUUGCGAAAGAAAUCAGUAUCUUGAAGAAAAAUAUAUCCCCUGAAGAACAGAGGCGACUUGUGAUGACAGGUGCAGAAUUUGAUGCUAUGACGGACGAAGAGAUUGAUGCCCUUCAAGAUUUACCCCUUGUUGUUGCUCGUUGUUCACCCGAAACAAAGGUCAAAAUGAUUCAAGCCUCCUCACGUCGUAAGAAUAUCUCUGCCAUGACAGGUGAUGGUGUUAACGAUUCCCCUUCACUUCGUAUUGCCGACGUUGGUAUUGCUAUGGGUAAGAAUGGUAGUGAUGUAGCUAAACAAGCUUCAGAUAUCAUCUUAACAGACGAUAAUUUCGCCACCAUCAUUCGUGCCAUCGCUGAGGGCCGUCGUAUUUACCAAAAUAUGCAACGUUUCCUUUUAUACUAUUGGAUUUUCUUAUUUGCCUUAGCACUCAUUGUCUUGGUCUGCUUACCUAUUCGUGAUCCCGCUGGUCAUCCUGCUGCUCCCAUAUCUACAAUUCAAAUGCUUUAUAUCUAUGUAGCCAUUACGCCUCCUGCGGGCUCUCUUAGUAUGCAACCAGCGUCGGCAACAGUCAUGAAGGAGCCUCCACGUCCUCCUACAGAAAGUGUCUUUAAUCGAGAAAUUAUCAUGGAUACGAUCGCUUACUCACUUGGCUCAACUAUUGUUUGUUUGAUUGCCUUCUUUGUUCCUCUUUAUACGUUGGGUAAUGGUGUAGGUGGUAUCAACUGUGAUACGGACUUUGUAGCAGGCGACUGUGACUCUUUCUUUCGCAGUCGCGGCUCCCUCUUGGUUACCUUGUCAUUUUCAUUAUUAGUUGUUAUGGUGCACUGUCGUAGCUACCGUCAAGUAGAAUGGAAUUGGAUAGGUCUUCGUAAGACACUAAGUUCUUUUACUUUUGUUGGCACCUUUAUUUUCAUCGUCAUCACUCUUUGUGUUUUUAUGUAUGUCCCUGUAAUCGCUAUCAAGGGCUUUCGUAUGAUGGGAAUUACAUGGGAAUGGGGUCUUGAUAUUGGCUUAGUUCUAGCUCUACUUAUUGGUGGUGAGGUCUAUAAAUGGGCAAAGCGCACAUUUUUGAAACCUAUGGAUUCUGGAGCUGUCAAUUUUGAUGAUGAUAGUACUGCUGUUCAAUAAGUAUAUAUUUAUAACAUUAGAAUAGUUUUACUUUUUUUUUUUCAUCUUAUCCUUUUUGUAUAUUAUAUACAUAUAAUGAAACAAAGUCUUAUGCCCCUCUUUAUAUUACGUACAAAUAUAUAAUUUAGAAUAAUUACACAUAUAAAAUGCAAUAUGCCUUCUAUUAAAUAAUAAACAUUCUCUUAAUACAUAAACAUAUAUUAU
Molecule: messenger RNA, 3277 nt
Organism: Cokeromyces recurvatus
Lineage: Eukaryota; Fungi; Mucoromycota; Mucoromycetes; Mucorales; Mucoraceae
Exons: 2
Coding region: 77-3073 (998 amino acids)
Biological process (GO): calcium ion transmembrane transport; intracellular calcium ion homeostasis
Cellular component (GO): plasma membrane
Molecular function (GO): P-type calcium transporter activity; ATP binding; ATP hydrolysis activity
Source: RefSeq, a predicted model, not a curated record